AUGGAGUCUUCUAGAUUUUUGAGCAUCCUGGUCUUAUCUACCCUUCUAGUGAAUGUCCAGGGACCUGGUCUGACUGCCUGGAUCUUUCCCAGGAGAUGCCCCAGAAUCCGAGAGAAAUGUGAAUUCAGAGAAAGGGAUGUAUGUACAAAGGACAAACAGUGCCUGGACAACAAGAAGAAGUGUUGCAUCUUCAGCUGUGGAAAAAAAUGCUUAGACCUCCACCAAGAUAUAUGCACCAUGCCCAAAGAACCUGGCCCUUGCAUGGCAUUUUUUCCUCGUUGGUGGUACGAUAAGGAGAAGAAUACCUGCUCCAGGUUCAUCUAUGGUGGCUGCAAAGGAAACAACAACAAUUUCCAGUCCAAAGCCAUGUGCCAGAACAUGUGCCCCAGCAAUCAGAGGUGUCCCCGGACCAGAGUACCAUGUAGUUACAGAGAAAUCGACCAGUGCGCGAAGAACAAACCAUGCCCCGGGAAGAUGAAGUGUUGCAAUUUUAACUGUGGAAAGAAAUGUUUAGACUUCAAUGAAGGUGGUGACAUCGGUUGCCAUAAUGGCACUGGUGACCAGUCCAUCUAUGGGGAGAAAUUUGAUGAUGAAAAUUUCAUCUUGAAGCACAUGGGUCCUGGCAUCUUGUCCAUGGCAAAUGGUGGACCCAACACAAACAGUUCCCAGUUUUUCAUCUGUACUGCCAAGACUGAGUGGUUGGAUGGCAAGCAUGUGGUCUUUAGCAAGGUCAAAGAAGGCAUGAAUAUUGUGGAAGCCAUGGAGCACUUUGGGUCCAGGAAUGGGAAGACCAGCAAGAAGGUCACCAUUGCUGACUGUGGACAAAUCUAA
Molecule: messenger RNA, 831 nt
Organism: Odobenus rosmarus divergens (Pacific walrus)
Lineage: Eukaryota; Metazoa; Chordata; Mammalia; Carnivora; Odobenidae
Product: peptidyl-prolyl cis-trans isomerase F, mitochondrial-like
Exons: 5
Coding region: 1-831 (276 amino acids)
Biological process (GO): negative regulation of peptidase activity; protein peptidyl-prolyl isomerization
Cellular component (GO): extracellular region
Molecular function (GO): peptidyl-prolyl cis-trans isomerase activity; serine-type endopeptidase inhibitor activity
Source: RefSeq, a predicted model, not a curated record